Messenger RNA from Trichomonas vaginalis G3, 614 nucleotides. Its product is annotated as DNA/RNA polymerases family. The record is from RefSeq and is a predicted model, not a curated record. The transcript has a single exon. The annotation marks the transcript as partial. NCBI's taxonomy places the organism in Eukaryota, Parabasalia, Trichomonadida, Trichomonadidae.
AUGAGGUUGCAAGAACUUCAAGAUGCUAUAAACAAACUUCCAUUGAGACAUCCAAUUGACGUCAAAUUGUAUUGGAGAGCAUCUGAGUUAGGUCAGAAGGUUUUAUAUGAAACAGGUUGCUUCGACGAUGUUUAUGAGAUAACAGGAGAAGUUUCUCAGAAGAUAAGAGACUCACUUGAAUUUCCACAAACUGGACCAAUUGGUUGCGACAAGUUCGACUCAGAUGAAAAGAUAUACUAUGUCGACCUUAACGCUGCGUACAUGAGGUUUGUCCAAUAUAUUCCGACUGGAAUUCCAAACGAAGAUGGUGAGUUCCCGGGAAGGAACUAUACAGUUGGAAAAGUCAUACAACAACUGUAUGAUAUUAGGAAAGCUUCAAACCCCAAACUUGCAAUGACACUCAAAUUGCUUAUGAAUUCGACAUGGGGAUAUUCCAUUAAGAAACCUCAAGAGAUGAAGAGUAAACAUUAUGAGAAGGUCGACAACUUUGUUGAAAGGUUUUCUCCUUUUGUUUUGAAGUACGAAUUCACUCAAGGUCAAAGUGGCUUAGUAACCACAUUAAAACCUAUUGUCGAACAUUGGUCUUACCCUCAGUUCGCAAAGGCAGUACUUGA